GAUUGCACCUGUAGUGUCUGAUUUGCCAGCCAGGGUCAAUCACUGCCUGCCAAAAUCAGCGAGCCCUCCAAGGAAAACCAAUAACGUCGUGAGUGUGACCUGGAAUGGCUGUCCUCACAAUUGCCUGUGUGGCGGUGUGCCUGUCCUUCUGCAGUGUGGCGGUACAAAGUACUACAGUGAGCCAAAUUCCAGUGAUCACUCCCUAUGACUAUAUAGGAAAGAUCACUACCAACACAAUCAUACUGAAACCACCCCAGUGUUACUUCAACACAUCAUUAUUAAACUGCACUUCAGAGACAUGUCAGAUAUAUGUGGUUCCUGCAGUGGGAUCAGGACCCAAAAACUUUGAUCAAGACAAGCGUUCUCAAAAUUCAAGCAUUCUCAGCCUAUCUCCUUAUCCAACUGCCUUCGCCAGCAACACUUCAAAGAACUAUUACCUGACGAAGGUUGGGCCUCCAGAAAGCUACACCUGCACACAGACCAGUGGGAUGACCUAUUUCCUGGUUGGAUCAGAUGGAAACUGUUCUGAUCCAAACUGCAAUGGAAUAUUACCUACUGGCUCAAAAGUCAGAUUUAAGUACAUCCUUGUCAACAAGCCGAACGACAAAAUCCGUCAGGAGACCAACUGGUCCACCCCCAUCACCCUUUAUUCUCCGAAAAACCUGAGCACGAUUAACGAUGGCUUCAGUGGGAGAUCUGCUGCCAUGGUGGUGAUCACGACCAUCCUGUGCGUCGCGCUUGGCCUGCUGUUACUGCUGCUGCUUGUGGGGCUGAUUUACGCCCAUUGCUGCCGUCAAAGGUCGGAGCCAAUGCCAAUUCUCGGAUCCUUGAAGAUCCGCAAGUACGACACCCACCACCUGAAAGAUCCUGUUCCGUACGUGAACCCAACUUAUGACGGCGACCUGAAAAAGUUCUCCACUCCUGAGGUGCUGCCAAAGGUCCCUCAUGGUGGGAAUGCUCCGGAACUUCCAGACUCUGUGAAGCUCAAGCGCUACAAUAAUUAUGAUUUCACCCAAAGCGAAGGCCAGAACUCCUAGAAUAUGGACCUUGUACUUCAUAUAAACCACCAGAGCCCCGACAGACCUCCUGUGUUACAGUGUUACACCCUUUCUUGACCCAUCUUUUCCCACAACAGACCACACCCACCAUCCAAACUAUAGGCCUCUGUUUUGUCGGGCAGGGUUGGGGAACUGGAGUACCACAAUCUUGUUCUGGGGGGCUAUUUGAAUAGUACAUUUCUGAGUAACUUGAGGUCACAUCAUUCAUCUUCAUGAUUUCUCCAAUUAUGAAGGUUUGUGAAUAAUGAAGGUUUUUGGUGGAAGAAAACUUGAGGUAUUAUCAGCAGCCUAGGGCCAGGGUUAUCCACCCCUGAUAGACGACAAGGUGGAGCCAGUUGAAAUAUGGAGCAAAUGCAGCUCCCAAUAUACAGUUUCCCAUCGGUCUCUGGCUCCAAUAUUCUCUGUUUCAUUGAUACUGAUACAGUUCCAGUGCCUUAUUUGUCCUUACUAUUUUGAGACUGUUAAUGUUGAUCAAUUUUCAUCAAAACAUCAUGUAUUUCCUAACACUGGUGUAUGUUAUUAUAGUGAUGUAUUUUUUUUUACUAUUUUGAGUUAUUCUGUGUUUGUGAGUAUGUGUGUGAACCAUGUGCUAGAAUUUUAGAUUAUGAAGUUGCACCACAUGUUCAGUCUUGUUUUUGCUGCUUUUUGUGUUUUUUUUUUUUACUUCAUUGUGAGAUCUUAACAUGAGGGUCAGUUAGGAUGAAGAAUAUGGGCUGUAGAAAGAGUAGUCGGAUAUACAGUAUAUUUUGUCAAGCCCCACAUGAACCUGAUACCUGUAGAUGACCUGUUUCAAGAUGGUCCUUCAUAAACUAAAAGCAAUGUUUCAUGCAGUGGUCCUUCCAUUGUGUUCUGGUAAAAGCUGUUCAAGCUAAGCUACAGGAGAGUCCAGUGUGACAUCUCUUUCAGUGGCUGUCCUAACUCUUAUGUGGGGCAGCCUGCACCAAGAAAAGAUGUACAUCAUAUGUGAUAGACUAAAAUACUGGUUUCAAA
This is a messenger RNA of Megalops cyprinoides (Indo-Pacific tarpon), 2048 nucleotides long. Its product is annotated as uroplakin-3b-like. The record is from RefSeq and is a predicted model, not a curated record. Lineage: Eukaryota; Metazoa; Chordata; Actinopteri; Elopiformes; Megalopidae. The transcript is spliced from 6 exons. Bases 105 to 1037 code for a protein of 310 amino acids.